AUGGCAAGAGACACUCUGGAUUAUAGGGACACUAAUUCGGACGUGGUGGUUUAUUUAACUAUCCAGAUGGAGGGUUUUAACCAGCUACAUGAUGACCCGGGGAAGGUCGAUGCGAACUCCAUCAAAUCACACUCCGCGGAGAACAAGCUUAGUUUCCGCACCAGAGACGACCUGAAACAUCUCUUACAGUCAAACAAAUUCCACAUUUUUUUGGUUACCAUCGUGAUCAUAGACUGCUUUCUCGUUGUCUCAGAGCUUCUCCUCGACUUGAAUGUCUUCACGAAGGAGGCACACCACACAGUUGCACCACAUGUUCUUCACUACUGCAGUAUUGGAAUUCUCGGUUUUUUUCUUAUAGAGACAAUUGUCCGAAUCUGUGUAUUUCGGUGUGAGUUUUUUAAGCACAAGUUUGAGGUGUUUGACGCUGCGGUCGUGGUGGUGUCGUUCGUACUUGAAGUUGUGUUCAGAAACAGCCUCGGGCCGGAAAGCGCUGUAGGUCUUCUCGUAGUGCUCAGGCUGUGGCGAGUGGCACGCAUAAUAAACGGAGUAGUGAUGUCAGUGAAGAUCCAUGCGGAGAAUAAAUUGAAGCGUGAACGACGCCUGAGAGAAGCGAGUGAAGAGGAACUCAUGAAAUACCGCGAGUACUGCACGGCCCAGGAGAGAGAGAUUGAGAAGCUACGAGAGCUGCUGAUAAAACACGGCAUCACCGAUAUCAUGCCUAUGGAAAUACCUCGACCCGUCAGUCUGAUGAACGUGGAGGUGGAAGAAAAUCCUGUCAAUGAGAAAACAUGAACAGAUGGUUGUCAUAAACAUGCAUAUGAAAAAAUGACAGAAUGAUGUUUUGGACCGUGUUCUGUGAAAAGGGGUUUAAGGCAUGUGCGUAAAGUGUCGUCCCAGAUUAGCCUGUGCAGUGCACAGAGGCAAAUCAGAGAUCACACUUUCCACUUUAAUUGUAUUUAAUUAUAAAGUCUCUUCUUAGCAAAAAUCCUGUCUAGGCGGAAUGUGUCGUCGCUGAUUAGCCUGUGAGGACUGCACACGCUUAUCUAGUACGACACUUCACGCAUAUGCAUUAAACCCCUUUUCACAGAGCACGUCCCAGUUAUACGCAUUCAGAACAGACUUUGGUGCGGUGUAUGCCCAAGGCAAAGAGAAAAGUGUUCUGUAACAUGCAUGGACAGUUUGAAUUGCAAUUUCAAAAUUAUUAUGUGGAAUUGUUACAUUGUAAACUCUUAGGAGUAUAUUGUCAGAAAAAUAGUAUGUGUAACAUGUAUUAGUGACAAAGGUUGCAAUAAAGCAUAAACAAUGCUGUAAUUAAAAUUUGUGUUGU
Molecule: messenger RNA, 1327 nt
Organism: Dreissena polymorpha
Lineage: Eukaryota; Metazoa; Mollusca; Bivalvia; Myida; Dreissenidae
Product: voltage-gated hydrogen channel 1-like
Exons: 4
Coding region: 1-792 (263 amino acids)
Biological process (GO): proton transmembrane transport
Cellular component (GO): plasma membrane
Molecular function (GO): voltage-gated proton channel activity
Source: RefSeq, a predicted model, not a curated record